Molecule: messenger RNA, 2895 nt
Organism: Seriola dumerili (greater amberjack)
Lineage: Eukaryota; Metazoa; Chordata; Actinopteri; Carangiformes; Carangidae
Gene: maneal
Product: mannosidase endo-alpha like
Exons: 4
Coding region: 1-1335 (444 amino acids)
Cellular component (GO): Golgi apparatus
Molecular function (GO): alpha-mannosidase activity
Source: RefSeq, a predicted model, not a curated record
AUGGCCCGGCUACGAAGGAAAGCGUGCAUAGCUCUGUUUCUUUUUACGUUGUUCAUCUUUGGAACCAUGAUGGGACUGAGGACCCUGAAGCCCAGUGACGGUUUCUCGGACCUGGCUCCGGGUUUAGUGCUCCUGCCGAUGAUAGCAGGGAAGAUGGACCGGCGCUCCGUGUCCCAUGAUGCCACCGCGUCCCCAGGUCAAGCCCGCCCAGCUGGCAGCAACACCAAAGUAGUUUUGUCCAACUCCGGCCCUGAGGGCACCAUCUUUUAUGAUGUUCAUAUCUUUUACUACACCUGGUAUGGCACCCCACAUAUGGACGGCAAGUACAUUCACUGGGACCACAUCCUGGUGCCACACUGGGACCCCAAAAUUGCGUCCAGCUACCCGAGAGGGAGACACAUGCCGCCUGAGGACAUCGGCUCCAGUUUCUACCCCGAACUCAAUCCGUACAGCUCCAGAGACCCGGACGUGUUGGAGUCCCACAUGGAGCAGAUCGGAGCAUCUGCAGCAGGGGUUCUGGUCCUGUCCUGGUAUCCUCCUGGCCUGGCUGAUGACAACGGGGAACCCGCUGAGGAUUUGGUACCAGCUGUACUGGAUGCUGCAUAUAGACACAACCUGAAGGUUGCAUUUCACAUCCAACCAUACAGAGGACGCAAUGACCAGAGCGUGCAUGACAACAUCAAGUAUAUCAUUGACAGGUACGGUGACCAUGGAGCCUUCUACAAAUUCACCUCAAGCACAGGGAAGAGUCUCCCUCUGUUUUACAUCUACGACUCCUACCUAACUCCCCCAGAGUCCUGGUCUGAAUUUUUGACUCCCACCGGCUCCCACAGCGUGCGUGGCUCAGCUUAUGACUCCAUCUUCAUUGCCCUGAUCGUGGAGGAGCGCCACAAGCACGACAUCCUUGCAGGUGGCUUUGAUGGCAUGUACACUUAUUUUGCCUCCAAUGGCUUCUCCUUCGGCUCUUCUCACCAGAAUUGGAAGGCCAUCAAAGCGUUUUGUGACGGCAACAAUCUCCUCUUCAUCCCCAGCGUGGGACCUGGUUACAUUGACACCAGCAUUCGGCCGUGGAACAACCACAACACGCGCAACCGAGUGAACGGCCGUUACUACGAGACGGCCCUGCAGGCAGCACUCAAUGUGAGGCCAGAGAUGGUCACUAUCACGUCCUUUAAUGAAUGGCACGAGGGGACGCAGAUAGAGAGGGCGGUGCCUAAAAAAACUGUGACACGUGUAUACUUGGACUAUCAACCACAUGGACCCGAUCACUACUUGGAGCUGACCCGCCGCUGGGCAGAAGAAUUCAACAAAGAGAAAGAGCAAUGGCUCAUGUGAGCUUUGCUCAAAUGAACUUGAAACAGGAUGCUCUAGUUGAUGUUUGUGUACACAUGAAAGAACAACAGAAUGGGGAGUGAAUGUAGAGACUGAUCAGUAUAGAUGUGAGCGCAUAAGGACUUUCUUUUACCUUUUAACUAUACUGGAUGUGGGAGUUGCUGCAAGUGUGUGUGUGCAAAUUUGUGCUCACAUGCUAAUCUGAACAGGACAUUCUUAGUUGAACUUUCAGGUAAAGCCGCAAUAAAGAGUCAGUCUGGGGAAUUUUCUCCAACUUUUAUUGACAGCCCAGACCUCUAAAAUGCUCUGUAGGCCUGUCACUCAUCACUGACUGCGACUUAUUUCACAAUUAGCUCAAACACUCCCACUAUCAGAAAAACUACUGCCUGACAUAUUCAUAAAUACUACGUGUCACCAUGUGAAGUCCUCAUAUAUAACUCAUUACAAUAGCAAUAGUGGCACUUUUAUGGUUUUUCAUAAAACAGAAUGAGACACAAAUGUUGAUCUUCCCUUUGCUCAGGUUCAGAGAGCUCAUUAAUAUGGUGAUGACAUAGUGUUUUUAAAAGCAGUACAUGAGGGUUAAGCAUGCAAGUGAAGAGUGGUUUUAUUGCAGAUGUCAUACAAAAAUCUUCAACAUGAGUCCUAUAAAAUUAAAGGAAUAGUUCAGCAUUUUGGGAAAUAUUGAUGAGAAGAUUGUUUAAAUAUGAAGCUACAGGCAGCAGCCACUUGGCUUAGUUUAGCACAAAGCCAACAACUAGCCUGGUUUUGUUUAAUGGUAACAACAUCCACCCUUUAAACAUUAUAACUUGUUUGUUAAAUCAAUACAAAAACAUAAAUCUAAAAAGGACAAAUUGCAGUUUUACAAGGUGUUAUGUGCUGGACUAUUUCUUGGCCAGGUGCAGUGACUUUAUGGAGUCUCUGCUAGUUACCUGACAAAACUUAUGGUUACUUAAAUCAACUUAUCUAUCAGCACAAAAGCAAAUACAUUUAUUUCCCAAUAUGUUGACCUAUUCCUUUAAAAGUUUUAUUUCAGUUUUCAGUUCUCUGUCUCAUUUGUUUUAUAUAUAUUGUACAAUAUUUAAUAAGGUUUCAUAUAAUUUCAGAUUGUUGUAAUUCUGUCAAAAAGGCUGCACCACUGAAAACCAUCUUGAAGAAACUCCAAGAAAUGUAUAUUAGCUGGUGAGUAAAAUUAAAUGUCCUUUAAAUAUUUGUAGCAUGAAGAUUACCACUGCUACUCUUCACUAUGCUAACCAACAAAGGUGUUCAGUAUUAGAGUAAGUCAGUCAGGCCAUUGGAGGGCAGUUACACUAAACUUUGCCUUAAACUUAUAUAUAUAUAUAUUAUAUUCAGACCUACUUGAAUUAAUCAGAAUUUUGGUGUAAUUACCUGUAUGGAAAAAAGCCAUGUUCAUUGUGGGCACACAUUACCUUCUUUCACUUAAGUUAAAUCAAUAGAAUCAGAAGUUGAAAGUUUUGAGGCUUGGGCUCAAUGUUUUGGAUAAAAACCUAUCACUUACUGGGGCACUCUGUUGUAUGGAUGUGUGUGUGAUUUAGAGUUGAUGAA